Messenger RNA from Mesorhabditis belari, 172 nucleotides. The record is from the annotation of a GenBank genome assembly. Lineage: Eukaryota; Metazoa; Nematoda; Chromadorea; Rhabditida; Rhabditidae.
AUGACGAUCAGGGUUAGUCUAAAAAAGACCUGUUUCGGUGGUCAAUAUUUCAAAGGAUUUUGUCUAUCUUUAGAGGAUUUAUAUUUCAAUGAUGGCGAGGAUCCGAUUUAUCAUUGUGAAACGUCGUUUCUAGUGCAUAUAACGGAUAAAUAUAUGAAUCAAAUUGUUCAAG